AUGAACGAUUUCAACAACUACAACUCCCAAUGGGUGUCAUUCCACAUCCGGGACCAUCUGAAAGAUGAGGUCUCCGUGCACCACACUGUGAUUGAAGGCGGGGAGUUCUACAACCCGGAAAACCGCCGCAUGUCCCUGACCGAAGAAGAGGUCGACGAGAUCAAGAUCUCUGGCGGCGGAGUCGGGGAAAUCGGAGCCCAGGGCCGCCGAGGCAGUGAAGGCCGUCUCGACCUUUUUCGUGGCGAUGAUAAGAUUUUCGUGCAUGGGGGAUGGAGCCCAGAGGCUGGCCCUCUGGGACAUGUCUACGUUGACAUCACGGAGAGAGAAAAGAAGGCAAAGGAGUAG
Messenger RNA from Penicillium maclennaniae, 345 nucleotides. Its product is annotated as aegerolysin type hemolysin. Gene Ontology annotation, biological process: symbiont-mediated hemolysis of host erythrocyte. Lineage: Eukaryota; Fungi; Ascomycota; Eurotiomycetes; Eurotiales; Aspergillaceae. The coding region runs from base 1 to 345 and encodes 114 amino acids. The record is from RefSeq and is a predicted model, not a curated record. The transcript is spliced from 3 exons.